UAUAGUGAUAAUCGGUCCACGUGAUGACUAAACGCUGCCACGCUAUCUUUUCUCCUCUGCAUGCGUGCCUGUUUUAAAAUGUCUAUUAUAAACAAUCAUCCGGGCAUCGGUAUGUAUAUAUAUGUAGGAUCCGUAUAGCAAACCCGUUCUAAGUCAAAAUGGCCGGAAGUGACUACGUCCGAGGAGACCUGCUGAAUUUGGUCGUAUUGAUGUGCUAUGGUCUCGUUGGAUCCAACAGUGACUUUUUCGGUCGGGAACUGUUUGGAGUCAAAACGCCCUACCUGUGGUCGAGACAGAGCUCGGACGUAACUGACCUUACGUCCGUGCAAUAUAAUGGACAGACAUGCCGCGCAGUGUACGUGGACGGACUGUACCGACAUGGUGCGCGCUACCCGUUGCUGAAACAGAUUAACCGGAUGAACGAACUGCACAGACUGUUAAGUGGCGGGAACGGCAUUGACCCGUCCGUGGUGGACUGGGUGAACGCCUUCAAAGCCGACAAGGCGGCCCAGCUGUCAGCUCUCGGCCAGCAGGAAAUGGUGGUUCUCGGGGAGAGGCUCGGAUCUCGAUUCCAAAGUCUCCUCAGUAGCGAAAAGGACAGAAUUAACUUCUACUCAUCGGCGAAAGACAGAGCCAAAGACAGUGCAACGUAUUUUCAGAAAGGGUUAGGAAAUACAAUCGGCACCAACCUCUCCAUACCGACCACUAUUGACACCCUCAUGCUCCGUUUCUACGAUUCCUGUAAGUUAUACAACAAAAUCAUGGAUAACGAAAAGACAUUCGAGGAAUACGAUAAGUUUCUGACCGGACCCGAAAUGACCAACGUGGUGACCAACGUCAACAAUGCAGUUUUGAGAGGUCACUUCAACCUAACGUUCGAACACGUGAAGAUAAUACAACAGAUAUGUGCGUUCGAGCUCGCCUUCUUCAACACAUCGGACUGGUGUAGCUACCUCAGCCUUGCAGAUCUGGAGGUGAUUGAUUACGCUGGGGAUAUACAGAGUAACAAAGAAGGCGGCUACCGACACGAGAUCACAGCCCAGAUGUCGUGUCCACUCCUCAAACACGUACUUCAACAGAUGGACAAAGUGGUGACUGCCCAGUCCGACAG
Molecule: messenger RNA, 1111 nt
Organism: Mizuhopecten yessoensis (Yesso scallop)
Lineage: Eukaryota; Metazoa; Mollusca; Bivalvia; Pectinida; Pectinidae
Product: multiple inositol polyphosphate phosphatase 1-like
Exons: 3
Molecular function (GO): acid phosphatase activity; inositol phosphate phosphatase activity
Source: RefSeq, a predicted model, not a curated record